Cydia pomonella (codling moth) is the source of this 2263-nucleotide messenger RNA. Its product is annotated as complement decay-accelerating factor, GPI-anchored-like. The transcript is spliced from 7 exons. NCBI's taxonomy places the organism in Eukaryota, Metazoa, Arthropoda, Insecta, Lepidoptera, Tortricidae. The record is from RefSeq and is a predicted model, not a curated record. The annotation marks the transcript as partial.
CGUCCAGAGCAGCCCCCCAACUCGACCAUGAGCACCGAGUCCUUCGAGGUGGGCGCUGCGGUGCAGUACUCCUGCGACCCGGGGCACCUGCUGGUCGGGCCCACGGUCCGGACAUGUCUGGACACCGGGUUCUAUACGGAGUUCCCGCCCGUAUGCAAACGAAUCGAAUGCGGCUACCCAGCUGAGAUCGCGCACGGCACGUACACGCUUCUGAACGACUCCGUGUCGUACCUGUCCCACGUGCAGUACGAGUGCACCGAGGGCCACGAGAUGGUGGGCAGGUCACGACUCGUCUGCGAUAUCGACGAGAGAUGGAAUGGGCCCCCGCCGCGGUGCGACGUUGUCCACUGCGAGCCCCCGGCGCAGGUCCCCAACGGGCGCGUGACGCUGUCCCACAACGCGUCCGUGUUCGGCGCCGUCGCGGAGUACGCGUGUGUCCGCGGGCACCGCCUCGUCGGCGCCCGGCGCGCGAGCUGUCUAGCGAGCGGCGUUUGGGACCAGCAGCCGCCUAAAUGUCAACCCGAGGAGCGCUCAACAACGACCACCACAACGCUCCCUCCCCCCACCACGGCCGCCCCCACCACCCGCGUCACGUCGCGCGCGCCGCCGACGCGGCCGCGCUCCACGCCGCGCCCCGCGCCGACUCCGUUCGUCACGCCGGAGACGCGCCGUCCCCGCCCAAAGACCACGGAACGGCCGACCACGAGAUAUGAAACGAGGGUCACGGACGCGCAGGAGUCGCCGACCAGCCAUGUGCCGCAUAUUAUUGUGGCCAGUCAUCCUAGGGAGAACCAAAUUCUCGGCAGCGGUAACAACAUCCGCGCCGAGCAAACCCCCCGUGUCAACGUGCCCCAAUCAGUGGACGGCGAACGGCGGGAGACUGUCGGCGCGCGCCUCAACCUCGGCGCCGUGGUCGCGCUCGGCGCGUUCGGCGCGAUCGUCUUCCUCGUAGCGAUCAUCACUACCAUCGUCAUAUUGGUGCGGAGUAGAAAGCACCACGACGGCAAACGCUACCGCCACCACGUGUCCCCCGACUGCAACACGGUCGCCUCCCUCGACUCCUCGUCCUCGGAGUCCCGUUCGGGCCUGAACAGGUACUACAGGCAAGCUUGGGAGGAGCUCCACGAAGCAACCGGCGCUAAAGGUAGAAGACACGACAGGGAAGCGCCGAAAGACGGGUCGGAACUUGUCGUGUCAGACGUCUACCCAGCCCCGAGGGACAAGAGGAGACAUCAUCAUCACCACCAUCAUCGCCAGCCGAGGCAUCCGGAUUGGCAUUCGCCGCAUCGUCCACAGCACAAUCAUAAGCCUAGGUAUUAACUAGCUGUUGUAAAAAUCAUUUCAGUCUGACGUUUUUUUCGCUAGUGUGUUGUGCAUAAAACAGUCACAUUUUGCAGUGUAUGUAUAUGUUAUUUUCAUUAAUAUGCAGUACUCAUAGAACUUUUUUAGAUUGACUGAUGAUAGAAUGAUCAGUUUCUGAUUUACGCUCGACAGAAAAAAAUCACGAACAUAAGCACUUUAAAAAUGUAUAACAAAUUUUCCACAAUAGCUAAAAAUAUGGAAAUUGCUUGAAAAAAAUCGUCAAUAUCAUGUUUGAUCACUUAAUGAUUACUUUUUUUAAUAUCAUUAAAACAUACAAAAAAAUUAAAAUUCAUAAACAUGGUAUCCGCGGUCCCGAGCGCGCACAACCAUCUCGCUCAGAGAGAGGGAGAGAAGAACACUGGACCUCAAGAAAAUACGAAGGGCGCAAUUUGCAGGUAAAAUAAAUACAGUUGUUUUUAACUAUGAUUUAAUUUAACGCAACUUUGCCCGGUCACUUGAGUAUCUACAUUCCACCAAGUGCAAAGUUAGACGUUGUUAUAACACUCAGUGAAAUGCGAGGUUGAAAUUAUUCACCUAAACUAUGACUGAAAUGGUUGUUAGACACCGUAAUUUAAAUAUUGCUUCCAUUGGGUCGAAAUGGCGUUAGAUUGUAGAUGAUGAACGUAGGUAUGAAAUGUCAGAAGUCCUUUGUUGGCUGGAUAAAAUAAAAUAUCAGGUUAACAAAGCGCAGUGUGACGAACAGUAGGAUGACACGACUUUGUACAAAGCUCGUCUGUUAAUAAUUACAUAGUACAGCUUCGUGUAGGUAGCGAAAACGUAGUCGUCUCGUCGUCGUACCUAUAAAUGUAUACAUAUCUAUUUAAGUAACGGUUUUUCCUGUAGACAUUUACGUAACUUUAUAUUUGUUUUCUUUUUAUUACUCAUCAGAACGGCACAUCUA